Carya illinoinensis is the source of this 1950-nucleotide messenger RNA. Its product is annotated as probable pectinesterase 15. The coding region runs from base 508 to 1749 and encodes 413 amino acids. The record is from RefSeq and is a predicted model, not a curated record. Gene Ontology annotation, biological process: cell wall modification. The transcript is spliced from 5 exons. NCBI's taxonomy places the organism in Eukaryota, Viridiplantae, Streptophyta, Magnoliopsida, Fagales, Juglandaceae. Gene Ontology annotation, molecular function: pectinesterase activity.
CAAAACAAAAAAAAAAUCCCAAUACCUACACCAGUACUCAAUUUUGGCAUUGUUUCGGAGUGGUAAAAAAGCCCCCCACCUGAAUACCCGCCCACCCACAACUAUUGUACUUUAUGUGCUUUCAUCGUUGACACUUUGAAGCUAUUUUGCACUUGCUUUGGCACAGCGUGUGAAUAUAUUUCUGUCCAUCUUUCUAUGGACUCUCCUUUUCCCAUCGCUGCCUCCAUCUCUCUUUCUUCUUUUCAUCACUCCUUUAAGCAAAGUUAUUCAGCCGCUCGGCUCUCGCUACUAUUUUGAGUCAUGUCAUCUUCUCACAACCAACUUCGAUCAAAUAAAGACCCACACAUUUCGUACAUCUCACGCCAAUUAAUGUAGCACUCACUCUCGUUGUCUCAUGAUAAAAAACAAACAACAGCUCACUCCCAGUACAACACCCCAAACCCACUUUUUUAAUUUAAACUCGAUAGUCCGGUACAUUCAUCAAUUACAAAGCCUAAACCAUAAACCAUGAGAAUCAAAACAACCUUCUUUCGGCUCUCGGCCUUCGCCAUUGCACUCCUUUCAAUCUUUAUCUCUCUGUAUACCAUCCCUCCUUCCAUUACUAAUACCAAUGGCAUUAAUUCUCGAGAUAUUUUCAAUCUUGCUAUUUUGACUAAGGUUGUUGAGCAGAAUGCUGUUGGGGAUUUCUUGUCUCGCCUAACACAUAUCGUGUCGAGCCACCAUCAUCGGAAGAAGCACCAUCAUCGGAAGAAGCCUAAGAGCAAUUGUGACAAGAACAGAUGGAAGUCUAGGCUCGUAUCCAUCUACAAGGUGUCCCUCAUUUUGACAGUCGACUUGAAGGGUUGCGCAAAUUUUAGUAGCGUCCAGAAGGCAGUAAGGGCCGUUCCUGAGAAUAGCCCCGCUAGGACCCUUAUCAUUAUUGAUUCUGGUACCUACAGGGAAAAAGUGGUAGUGGACGCCAAGAAGUCAAAUUUGAUAUUUCAAGGUCAGGGAUAUCUUAACACAGCUAUAGCAUGGAAUGACACUGCAAAUUCUACUGGAGGGACUGCCAACAGCUCUUCCGUUGCCAUCUUUGCACCAAACUUCACUGCUUACAACAUUAGCUUUAAGAACACAGCUCCUUCCCCACCCCAGGGAAUAGUUGGAGGGCAGGCAGUGGCGCUUCGAAUUGCAGGUGAUAGGGCUGCAUUUUAUGGAUGCGGAUUUUAUGGAGCCCAAGACACACUGAAUGAUGACCGUGGGAGGCAUUAUUUCAGACAAUGUUUCAUCCAAGGAUCUAUCGAUUUCAUUUUCGGAAGUGCCAGAUCUUUAUAUGAGGGAUGCACCAUUUACUCAACAGCAAAAGAAGUCUCGAGGGGAAUUAGCGGGUCGAUCACAGCUCAAGGGAGGCAGUCGAUGAAUGAACAAACGGGUUUUUCCUUUGUGAAAUGUAGCAUUGUUGGGAGUGGGAGAGUAUGGCUUGGGAGAGCCUGGGGAGUUUAUGCCACUGUGGUGUUUUCUACAACAUUUAUGUCUGAUGUCGUAGCUCCGGAUGGUUGGAAUGAUUGGGGAGACUCUUCAAGACACCAAACGGUCUUCUUCGGAGAGUAUCAGUGUUUUGGACCCGGAGCAAAUUACACGUAUAGGGCCUCGUAUGGAAAGCAACUUGGCCAAUCUGAAGCAGCUCUCUUCAUGGACAUUACCUUUAUUAAUGGAGAUGAAUGGCUUGUCAAUGUAUCAUCAGAGCAUUUCAUCUGUUCCUCUCGAUAGCGCUAAAGAAGAUACUCGCACGUACUUCUUAUUAUAUGUAAGAAUUUGUCUUUUAAUAUAAAAAAACAAAUAUUUGAUCCAGUAAUUUUGAUCCAUUACUUGUAAAGUAUUCAGUAAUUUUGUACGUUCCAAGAGGUUGUAUUACUCUUCAAAUUAAACGAGAUGGAAGCUACUAUUCUUGUAACCCCCUCGUCCCGAGUG